Penicillium pulvis is the source of this 1755-nucleotide messenger RNA. RefSeq names its product MFS transporter. Gene Ontology annotation, molecular function: transmembrane transporter activity. The transcript has 7 exons. Gene Ontology annotation, biological process: transmembrane transport. NCBI's taxonomy places the organism in Eukaryota, Fungi, Ascomycota, Eurotiomycetes, Eurotiales, Aspergillaceae. The coding region runs from base 22 to 1755 and encodes 577 amino acids. The record is from RefSeq and is a predicted model, not a curated record.
AUGUGAUUCACCAAUACAAACAUGGCGGACCAUUUCCCAAUGGAAGAGAACUUGCAAAGAGCACUUUCAGCGACAGAGAAUGUAGCCGUAUCUCCCAGUGAGCUGUCUAGAGACUCGGACCAAGACUCAGAGGCUCUACAUGAACCCAUUCAAGAACGUUACGACAACCCAUCACAUGCUCGCUUUCGACGUGUGGCUUCAAAAACAAUUGUAUCGUUUGGGCCAAAUGACCCAGGUAACCCUGUCAACUGGAAAAAUAGUCGCAAAAAUCUGGUACUGGCUGCUGGUGUAAUGCAGGUUAUGAACAGCACCAUUGCUUCAUCGAUCUGUAGCAACGCAAUUCCUCAGAUCGCAGCGGAAUUCAACAUCAAGAAUGAACAAGCUUUAGUGCUGCCCAUCUCCAUUUUUCUGAUCGGAUACAUCCUAGGUCCCCUUCUUUGGGGUCCUAGCUCCGAGUACUUUGGGCGUAGGCGACCUUUGCUUAUCGCAUACUGCGGCUUUAUGAUCUUUAUGCUGGCAUGUGCAGUAGCAAACUCUUAUCCGUCGUUAUUGGUUUUCCGCCUCCUGAAUGGAAUGAUGGCAUCGGCACCGAUCGCCACAGUGGGUGGACUGUUUGCUGAUGUGCAUGAUAACCCGACCAAGAGAGGCCGUCUAAUGGCCUAUUUUAUGGCGUGCACUACUUUUGGACCAGUCGUGGGUCCCUGGGUAUCGGGUUUUGUCGCCGUUGUGAGUUGGAGAUGGUGCUUUUGGAUUGGCCUCAUCUGCUCUGGUGCCUCUUUUCCUUUGAUUGUUCUAAUGCCGGAGACCUAUGGGCCCGUUGUGUUGAAACAACGUGCGAUGAAGUUACGCAAAGACACUGGAAAUUCAAAUAUCGUGUCGCCACUGGAAGUGGAGAGCCGCGAUGUUCGUCAGAUGUUCCUCAUCACCAUCUCCCGACCAUUCCGCAUGAUACUCCAUGAGUCGAUCGUGUCACUGACAUCUCUGUAUCUCGCCCUUGCAUAUGCAAUCUUUUACCUCUACUUUGAGGCAUACCCCAUCAUCUUUCAGGAUUUAUACGGAAUGAGUGCUGGUGUUGCUGGUUUGAUGUUUUUGCCAAUUGGUAUCGGUGCCAUCCUAGCCUGUUUCGUCUUCCUUUGGUAUGACGGCUACCUCGCUCGAGCAAAGGCUCGCAAAGCACCCUGGGCCGAAAUUGAAGAAUACAGGCGACUCCCUCUCGCCUGCCUCGGUGGUCCUUUGUAUGUCAUUUCGCUCUUCUGGGUGGGCUGGACUUCCUCUGAAAAUAUCCAUUGGGUGGUACCAUUCCUCUCUGGAAUCACCUUCGGAAUGGGUUACCUUCUGAUUUUCAUGGCUAUGCUGAAUUAUCUGACCGACGCAUACGAAACACUAUCGGCCAGUGCUCAGUCAGCUGCGAGCUGCACCCGUAGUAUUCUGGGAGCAGUGCUGCCCCUUGCAGCGAAACCCAUGUUCAACCGACUGGGUAUUCACUGGGCAUGUAGCCUCAUUGCCUUUUUGGCCUUGGGCGUGUCUGUUAUCCCAUUUGCCUUCAUCCGCUACGGUGAUCGUAUAAGAGCCAAUAGCAAAUUCUGUCAGGAACUGAAACGCAUCAAGGCAUUGGAACAGCUGGAGCUUGAGCGAGAGAAGAAUCAGCAUUCCGAGGACCAUAAUCUGGAGAAGGUCCCAACGACGCACACUUGUCCGAUAACAAGAGUUGAUACAGCCCGCAGUCAAGCGGACAAGGCCUCCAUCAUAUAUUGA